GAGUUGUUCGAUGUGAGUGAGUAGUUGUUGAUCGUUGCCGCCCUGCGACUGAUUAACACUGUCGGUGACAUCACUACGUUCGAUGUUCAACGACGGUGAUUUGACGAUGGGUCUGUUGCGACCUACAAAAAAUACAGAUGAGAAACGCAUUAGUUGGCUGGAGAGAAGCAAAAAAGAAAAGAUACGCGUAAAGUAGUUGGAUGAGUUUCUACUCGUCGUCUGUGCGUGUAUGUGACAACAACACCAAUAAUAGCAACAACAUCACAUCAUCAUCAGCAGCAGCGACAGCAUAACCACCGAAUGAAAACAAACAAAGUGGAAAAAAGACGCGCAAAAGCGCAUUAAACGUAAAGACGUGCAUUGCACAUUUUGCAAGAGAAAAAAAUCACACAUGCUAAAAAAAACAUGGAACUUUCUUCAUAAGUAGAGGGAAAAAAAUGAGAACAAAAAACUGAAUGUUUGUCACCGCAGUACAUUAAUUUGUCGUUUUCAUACCUGCGUUUUUGAUAAAUCGUAGCAUUUUGCAUGUCUAUUCGAGUAAACAGCAGCCAAUUAACGGGCACCAUGUAAAUUGAUUCGCACACUCGUCGCUAAUGUCAAAGAGAAUGUUGGAGAUGAAACGACGAAAUAAAAAACCACCUUCAAUCCAACUGGAGUGUGCAAAUUUCUCCGAAAAAGUAAAUAAAAGCCAGAAUCGUCUGCUCUCCCGUUUUUUUUUGUCGCGAGUCGCGGCACACUUUAUGUUUGUAGCGUUUUAGAACAACAGGCAACACACUCACUUCAAUUGUGACUACAUUAAUAAAUUCUGAAUUGAAUUUGCAUAAAAUGCUAAUUCAAAAUCGCUUAUGAAUUCAUGAUAGCAUGCACACAUAAACGACACAGCUUUUGCUCACAGUAGUCAGGUUCUUUAAAUUUUGCUUUGUUAUUUUUUUUGUUCCUUCUUUCAAUCAUAAAAUGACACUUUUCUAAUAUAAAUGGUGCUGAAACGUUGCGAUGCCCAUUUUGUUUCGAUCGUUUAAGAAAAUUGGUGAAAUCAAGACGAAAAAACGCUCUGAAGAAUGUUUUCUCUCAUGAAACAGCUAACUUUAUUUGUGUUUUUUCCCCGUAUUUCUGCACACGGUUUAUUUAUUUGUUGUUUGUUUCUACUUCAUUUACAAACACGUAAUUGUCUUUUUUCUGUGUGAUUUUUUUCUUUCUUCCCAUUUAAUGCGAACACUUGGUGACGUUUCGUACCACACUGAUGUGCCUGUAUGAUGUAUUUGGGGUUUACAACUAUGGAAUGCACACUUUCGACUGAACAACAGUACUGCACAACGAUGUGAUGGGCACAACACACGCAUACACCGACACAACAAUAACAUUGACGGAUGAAUUGAUCGAACUGUCAAAUUCAUUUGUGGAAUGGUUCGGCAUUGGAACGAUACUGCUUUAUCGACCAUUUGCUAUUUGAAUUUGAGCUUCACAGUGACGUUGUUGAUUGGAGAAAUUAAUUGAAAUUGUUGAGGGUUUCGAUUGAAAAAUGGGAAUUUUGGAUUAAAAUCAUCAGAAAGUGAAUAGAUUCAAUAAAACUAAUUUUGAUUCAUCCAGUAUUAAGGCAAUCAAGAACUCUCAGAAUUCAAAGGAGGCAAACUAAAAAAACAUAUAGUGUAAAACAUCAAAUUACCCACUGUGUUUUCGUCAUUGUAGGCAAAAUAUCAGUUUACCUCCAUUGUAUUAAAAUUGUCGGCGAAAUGUCAUUUUACCUACAUUGUUAAUAUUUGUGGAUAGAUUUUGUGGGAAUUUUUUCGACGGCAGAUUUUGCAGUGCGGCUUUGGCGAAAUAGCGAAGAAGGCUAGAGUGAAUAAGUGUACUACUCGAAAGUCGUCUUUCUCUCACUCCUUUUUUCGCUCCUUUCAAACCGUCUCUUUUACUCCUUUCGCACACAUAACUUACUCUUCUCACACACAUAACUAAAGUCCAACCAUUGCACAUUGCAUCGCAAUUCACAGACAUUUUCAGGUUAAGUUUUCUAUUCGAUUUUCUUGUUGAAUCUCUCUUGUCAUCCUUCUAUUUGGGUAAUAAGAAUUUCUCCAGAGAAUUAAAGACGACCAAUAAGAAUUAUUUACUGACCAUAAGAACCUUGGAUGAGUUUCUACUCGUUGGUGUUUCUUUUCGAGAAAGAAAAAUUCGAUAGAUUUUUUUCCGAUCAACAAAGUUUUAUAGAAAAAUAUUUUUGCUAGGGCAAAAAAACCAACAAAUAAAGAAGAAGACUGGGUGUCAAAAGUUGGUGUCAAACCAACAAAUUGUCGAACGAAGUUCUUCUAAUUUUAGGCUAACAUUUGAAAGUGCCACGCAUCAAUCACAAAGUAAUCGCAGUACUUCUCGAUCAAAAUAAUCUCGACACAAUGGCAAAACGAAUCAAGUUGGAAUCACAGUUUGAAAAACUUUAUCCGGACGCCGAGGCUGACAUUCACUUUGAAUGUGUGUCUAAAUCUGGGCAAAUCGAAGUAAUUCCUGGUCACAAGCACGUGCUCUUCAUGGCAAAUGACGUUUUCAACCUUUUAUUUUUUGAUUACGACAAGCAAUAUCGUCUGUAUAAAAUUGUUGGAGUGACAUCAGAGGCGUUCAAAGAAUUUUUACAGCUGUUCUACAUGGAUCAUGCCCAAUUGAGUGGUGGAAAUGCGUUGCAAGUGAUGCAAAUGCUCAAAACAUUCAAUAUUCGUGACCAUUCAAGUGCAUUCAAGAUGUUACUAAAGGCGGAAUUUACCAGGGAAAAACUUUUCUGGGGCCACCAACUGGCUGUGUGGCUGAAUCAAGACGACUUAAAGGGAUACUGCGAAGAAGAGAUCGCAUUUAACACGAAAGAAGUCUUUAAACUGUCAGACUUCCUUGUAUGUGAUCGGUCGACUCUACAUCAUAUUUUGUCACAGGAUCGUUUGACGUGCGAUGAAGCAACUGUAUUCAAUGCGUGCAUCACCUGGUCGAAGGCGGUCUGUGAACGAAAAGGCUUGAAUUCGGACAAUGGACACAAUUUACGCCAACAACUCGGUAAUCUUGUGUAUCAAAUCCGCUUUCGAUCGAUGACAUUGGCCGAGUUUAACACACUUGCCAUUUCAUCUGGCAUUAGGUUUACCAUCGAUGAUUGGCAAGAGCUCUUUCAAUUGUUCAAUUCAAAAGAAUUUUCACCGAAACGGUUUCAUGGUGGCCUUCGAUUGAAACCAUUCACAUGGGAUCCCAAACGGUUCGUGUGUGUCAGACGAGAUGAUCCAUUGGAUCCAAAUGAAUGGUGGAGAAAACGUCGAGUUCAACGGAAUGAAAUUACAGUCUUUAGCACCAAUAAACCACUUCUACUUGGCGAACUCUGGUUUGUCGAGAUAAAAUUUCCGAAGAGUGACUUCACAACGAAAUGCGUUUGCAAGAGCAACAUCACAAUUUUUCAAAAGACCUAUAUUGCCAAUUCACCACAGUGCAACGUUAUUUUCAGUGGAUCAGUCACACUCAAUGACAGGAGAACAUCGUUUAGAUUACCCGAUCCCAUUUCAGUGAAACCGGAUUGCUUGUAUGAAAUUCAUUUGGAACAGUGUGACAUGAGCUACUUCAAACUAGAUAUGAUAUUAGAUGAUGUCAUUGAAAUAGAAGACACUAUUGUUCGAUUUGACGAUGGUGGAAAUGGACUUGUCUCAGCCAUCUGCUUCAAUCGAUUGCGUGUUUAGGGCUUUUCGAACUGAUUGUACUGUGACCGAUAGCGAUCGCGAUAAAACUCAAACUCAACAAAUAGAAAUGAUGAUAACAAUCUAAUAACCUUACCGUGUGCAAUCCAAUCAUUCAAUUGACAAGCUUAAUUUGAUGGACGUUUAUGAAAAAAAAGCGUUGUUUGUAAAUUUCAGACGAUUAAUUUUAAACCAAAAAAGUGACUCUGUUUUGUUUUGUUAAUCUAAUCAUUAGUAUUCAAUAUCUUAUCAUGAGCUGUGUUAUGUCUGUAAGAUAAGUAAGCUAUCACUAAAUAGACACAAAUCAAUUCGAUUGAAUUGAAGGUCAAAGCAAGAAUAUGAAAAAUAAAGAAACAAAAAUGUGAUGCAAAAGAAGUGAAAAAGUUCAAGAAGAAAAGAAAUGAAAGUAUGUUUAAAGUCCAGUAUGCACACUGUGAAGCAAAGUUAACCGUUGAAUGUAUCUAAAAUCCAUUUAUUAUAAUUUACGAAUUAAAGUUUGUUCAUUGUUCAAA
This is a messenger RNA of Sitodiplosis mosellana (orange wheat blossom midge), 4201 nucleotides long. Its product is annotated as BTB/POZ domain-containing protein 2-like. The transcript has 2 exons. Gene Ontology annotation, biological process: neurogenesis. Gene Ontology annotation, molecular function: protein binding. Gene Ontology annotation, cellular component: cytosol. The record is from RefSeq and is a predicted model, not a curated record. Bases 2385 to 3692 code for a protein of 435 amino acids. Lineage: Eukaryota; Metazoa; Arthropoda; Insecta; Diptera; Cecidomyiidae.